AAGCAGCGAAUAGCAAAGAAUUGAUAAGUGUCAAUGGCGAGUGGUGCUAGUGCGAUGCAGCGGUGCACCGUCGCUGCGAGGUGGUUGAUAAGAGGAGCCUCGACGGAGACGCCGUCUUCUUGUUCCGGCGUAGCAGCUCCGAUAUUGUGCGGUCGCGGUGAUAAAAAGACGAAGAAAGGGAAGAGAUUCAAGGGAUCUUACGGCAAAUCUCGUCCGAAGAGGGAACAAAUGAUUGAGCGGAUGAAAGAUAAGGUUGAAGUUCCCAGGUCUACUCCUUGGCCUCUUCCUUUCAAGCUCAUUUGAUUUCAUUCAAUUCGAGUUGAUUCUCAAUACUCUCUUUGCGUUCCAAAUGUACUCUAUUCCAAUUUUUUAGGGUUUUGAGGUCGUUAUUCAUGAACAAUGUAAUAUCAAUACCAUUUUCCAUUUCAAUAGAAUUUUUGAUUUUCGGCUUCACAUUGCUUCUGAAUGAUGUUGAUUACCUGAUGUAGACAUGUAGUUCCAUGGUGCUGUGUUUGGGUUUUAUCUCUUUUUAGAUGCAAAUGAAUAAGUAAAUUAUGAUCAGAAUUAUCUCCGGAAUUUGCCUUUA
Molecule: messenger RNA, 586 nt
Organism: Vicia villosa (hairy vetch)
Lineage: Eukaryota; Viridiplantae; Streptophyta; Magnoliopsida; Fabales; Fabaceae
Product: small ribosomal subunit protein bTHXm-like
Exons: 1
Coding region: 34-303 (89 amino acids)
Biological process (GO): plastid translation
Cellular component (GO): ribosome; plastid
Source: RefSeq, a predicted model, not a curated record